AUGAAAUUAUUAGAGUCCCUCGAGUUCUCUAUGAGCAAACUUUUUGGUGAAAUCCCAGGGAGUAUGGCAAGUAUGACGUUCUUGAAUCACUUGAACUUAUCCCAUAACAAGUUGACUGGGAGAAUUCCUUCAAGCACUCAACUACAAAGCUUUGAUGCAUCUUGUUUUAUGGGUAGUGAACUUUGUGGACCUCCACUCUCUAAUAAUUGUACAGCAUAUCUGCCAACACUUGAUCAUGAAAAUGAUGAUGGUAAUGAACAUGAAGUGGACUGGUUCUAUGUAAGCAUGGAAGUUGGAUUUGUGGUGGGCUUCUGGAGUUUAAUAGGUCCUUUGCUUGUCAACAGAAGAUGGAGCCAAUGUUGCUGUCACGCUGCCAAUCCUACAGCCAAGACUUUUUCAGCCUCAUCUUCAAGCUUACUCCUCCAAGACAUCAUCAAGUCCUCUCACCGGCAUCAUUGCAAACAAUCACUGCAAUUCUUCAUCUACCUCUACAUUUUAACAAGAGUUUCAGGACAUUUUCAGAUUCCACCCGUCGGCAUCCUUGCACACAAUCAUGCUCCAAUGCUUGAUUAUGAAAAUGGUGAUGGUAAUGAACAUGAAGUGGACUGGUUCUAUGUUAGCAUGGAAAUUGGAUUUGUGGUUGGCUUUUGUAGUUCAAUCGGCCCUUUGCUUGUAAACAAAAGAUGGAGGUAUGUGUAUUGUCAUAUGCUGGAUCACCGAGGAAACAAAGUUAGCAGUGUUCUAAGAAAAUGUGGCUAG
Pistacia vera is the source of this 759-nucleotide messenger RNA. RefSeq names its product receptor-like protein 42. The coding region runs from base 1 to 759 and encodes 252 amino acids. Lineage: Eukaryota; Viridiplantae; Streptophyta; Magnoliopsida; Sapindales; Anacardiaceae. The record is from RefSeq and is a predicted model, not a curated record. Gene Ontology annotation, molecular function: protein binding. The transcript has 3 exons.